AUGCAGGCCGGCUUGCCGAGCUGGGUGCACGGCGGCGACUUUCGAGGGAUCAUCCAACGGCUCGACUACAUCGCCUCGCUCGGUGUCGAGGUCGUCUUCAUCUCUCCUCCGUUUUCGCAUAACGGCGGUUACCAUGGCUACUGCGUGGCAGAUUUCACGCGACCAGACGUAAACUUUGGCAGCAUGGAUGACUUUCGCGAGCUCGUGCAUGAGGUGCAUGCGCGGGGAAUGUGGCUCGUGUUCGACGUCGUCAUCAACCACAUG
This is a messenger RNA of Emiliania huxleyi CCMP1516, 264 nucleotides long. RefSeq lists its product as hypothetical. The transcript has a single exon. Gene Ontology annotation, biological process: carbohydrate metabolic process. The annotation marks the transcript as partial. NCBI's taxonomy places the organism in Eukaryota, Haptophyta, Isochrysidales, Noelaerhabdaceae. The record is from RefSeq and is a predicted model, not a curated record.